Sporothrix brasiliensis 5110 is the source of this 2178-nucleotide messenger RNA. RefSeq lists its product as uncharacterized. The record is from RefSeq and is a predicted model, not a curated record. Gene Ontology annotation, molecular function: myo-inositol:proton symporter activity. Gene Ontology annotation, biological process: transmembrane transport. The transcript is spliced from 2 exons. Bases 1 to 2178 code for a protein of 725 amino acids. Lineage: Eukaryota; Fungi; Ascomycota; Sordariomycetes; Ophiostomatales; Ophiostomataceae. Gene Ontology annotation, cellular component: membrane.
AUGUCCGACCCAGCCCCUCCACACAGCAACGGCAACGGCGCCAACGAAAAGGAACUCGCCGGCCUCGCCAAUUCUCAAACAAACAAGGUCUCGGCACAGCACCAAGAAGAUGCCUCCCGCGGCCCCAUUGCUACAGGCGUCGCCGAUGCCAGUGACACCCCGUCGUCCGGCGACUCCGCGGCUGAGAUGCGUGAGCGUCAGGCCUGGAGCCAGAAGCUGCAGAACCCGCUGGCCGGCAUCGCGCCCGAAGAGCUCGCCGACAUGGGCGAGGCCUACUGCCGCAAGUACAACAUUGGCGUGAAGGGCGAGGGUGGGUCCGUCAGCGACGAGGAUGUUCGCGCCUUCCGUCUCGGUGCUGUCAUUGCGGGCAACCCACAGAUGUACACGGCAGGGGCCGUUGCCGAGUCGUCAACCGAAGGUGUGGCUCAACCGCAAUCGGAAGGUGCGGCCGGAUCCUCCUCACAGCAGGAGCAGCCGAAGCAGGAAGUCUACGGCGGCGGCCCGUUCUACGACCAGCUGACCAACAGCGAACGCGAGGCUCUGGCGCGUGAGGAGACGCACAAGUGGUCCAACCCGAAGCAGCUGUACUCGGUCAUUAUUAUUUGCUCGCUGAGCGCCGCCGUGCAGGGCAUGGACGAGACCGUCGUCAACGGCGCACAGAUUUUCUACAAGUCUGCUUUCGGCAUUGACGACCCCAACAGCAGCCGCGACUCGUGGCUGGUCGGCCUCUGCAACUCCGCCCCCUACCUGUGCUGCGCCUUUAUCGGCUGCUGGUUGACCGAGCCGCUCAACAAGCGUUUCGGCCGCAAGGGCACCGUUCUCAUCUCCUGCAUCAUCUCCGCCGCCGCCUGCUUCUGGCAAGCCUUCACAAACACCUGGUACCACAUGUUUAUCGCGCGCUUCUUCCUGGGCCUUGGCAUCGGCCCCAAGUCUGCCACGACGCCCAUGUUUGCUGCCGAGUGCGCGCCGCCCAAGCUGCGCGGUGCUCUUGUGAUGCAGUGGCAGAUGUGGACCGCGUUCGGCAUCAUGGUCGGCUACAUUGCCGAUUUGGCUUUCUACUUUGUGCCCGACCACGGCGUCCAGCUCGGCCUCAACUGGCGCCUCAUGAUGGGCUCGGCCAUGCUCCCCGCCGUGCUCGUUGUCUGCCUGAUCCACACCUGCGUCGAGUCCCCGCGCUGGUAUCUCACCAAGGACCGCCAUGCCGACGCCUACAACUCCAUCUGCCGGCUGCGCUAUGAGAAGGUGCAGGCUGCGCGCGACCUGUUUUACAUGCACACGCUUCUCGAAGCAGAGCGCGAGAUCUUGCACGGCAAGAACAAGGCCGCCAAAGCCGCCGGCGAGUCACGUGGCCACAGCCUCCUCAAGGAACUCUUUGGAAUUCGCCGCAACCGCAACGCCGUGAUUGCUUCGGAAAUCGUCAUGUUCAUGCAGCAAUUCUGCGGUGUUAAUAUUUUCCUGGACGCCAACUUUAGCCAGGUCAGCGCGCUCGGCGCUUCUCUCGGCUGGGGCGUCGUCAACUGGCUGUUUGCCAUCCCUGCGAUCUACACCAUCGACACUUUCGGACGCCGCAACCUGCUGCUCACCACCUUCCCUCUCAUGGCUCUUUUCCUGUUCUUCACCGGUUUCUCUUUCUGGAUUCCCGACGAGGGCGGCUCCAAAGCCCGCAUCGCUUGUGUUGCGCUCGGUCUGUACCUCUUUGGAAUCGUCUACUCGCCCGGUGAAGGUCCCGUUCCCUUUACGUACUCGGCCGAGGCCUACCCGCUCUACCUGCGCCCCAUUGGCAUGUCGCUCGCCACUGCCACCACGUGGUUCUUCAACUUUGUCCUCUCUGUGACUUGGCCCUCGCUGCUGCUCGCCUUCAAGCCCCAAGGCGCCUUUGGCUGGUACGCCGCCUGGAACAUUGUUGGCUUCUUCGCCGUGCUGCUGUUUAUGCCCGAGACCAAGGCCAAGACCCUUGAGGAGCUUGACGCCGUCUUCUCCGUGUCGUUCCGCACCCGCAUGGCCUAUGGUUGGGCGCAGUUUGGCUACUUCAUCCGCCGUUACAUUUUCUUCGGCGGCAGUUCCGUCACGGCGCCCAGUGAGCCCAUCGCGGAGGAGUUCAAGCACAUCCAACCGCACGAGCUCGACGAGAAGCAAUACCAGCAGGAGACCCAGCGCGACCCCACGGCUCGCGUUUAG